GCUAGACAAGAAAUCGAAGGAUUUAGUCCUGGCUGAAAAUAAUGCUCGAAUGUAUGAGAGCAGAUGUUCAGAACUCAAUGGUAAAUACAACACGGCUAUAUUAGAACGAAAAAAAGCAACGGAUGAUUGCAAGGAAUUAGAGAAAGAGCUGAAUAAGCUCAGGAGACAAUUAGAAGAACUUCGCAAAAAUCUAGAGGAAGAAACAUUAGCUCGUGUAGAUGUUGAAAACAAUUUGCAGAGCUUGAAGGAGGAACUUGCUUUCAAAGAUCAGGUUUAUCAGCAAGAACUCACAGAAACUCGCAAGCGACGUCAAGUUGAAUUAAGUGAAAUUGAUGGUCGUCUUGCGGAACAAUAUGAAGCGAAAAUGCAAGAGACAAUGCAGGAACUUCGCGAUCAGUAUGAGGGACAAAUCAGUUCAAAUCGCGCUGAAAUUGAAGCCAUAUAUGAACAAAAGAUCAAAAAUUUACAAGGCAUGGCUACUCGCAACAGUGGUGCUGCUACAGCAGCAAUUGAAGAACUAAGACUAGCCAGAACUAAGAUCGAUGGUUUAUCCAGCCGCAUUAAUGAGUUGGAGGCUUCAUACAAUGCUGCUAAUCAACGCAUUAGAGAAUUGGAAAAAAUGCUGGAACACGAGCGUAUGCGUCAUUCUGAUGAUAUGCGUGUAUUAGAAGCGGAAUUGACUCGUCUUCGCGAGGAAAUGGCUAGGCAAUUGCAAGAAUAUCAAGAUCUGAUGGAUAUCAAGGUCAGCUUAGAUAUGGAAAUUGCUGCUUAUAGGAAGUUGUUAGAAGGAGAGGAAGCCAGAUUGAACAUCAGCCAACAAUCAGGAUCGGGAAAGUCUGAGGCCGGUCGCAGCACCCCCCUGAUGUCACGUCGUCCUCCAUCACGCCUAGGUGGAAAACGUAAACGCACUUUACUGGAAGAAUCGCAUGAAAGCAGUCUUAGUGAAUUUACGGAGCAUGCAACCUGCAAAGGAGAUAUUGAAAUAACAAAAAGUGACACGGAAGGACGUUUUGUUAAACUUACAAAUAAAGGAACCAAGGAAGUUUCUCUUGGUGGCUGGCAAAUUACCCGAAAAGCAGGUGAUGCUGAAACUGUGUUCAAAUUUCACCGUACUCUCAAACUUGAGCCUGGAGCAAGUACUACGGUUUGGUCAUCCGAUGAGGGACAAGACCAUGAACCUCCCAGUAAUAUAGUUAUGAAGGGACAAAAAUGGUUUGUUGGUGAUAACAUUAAUACAUCAUUGGCCAACAGUAAUGGAGAGGAAAUCGCAACAUCUGAACUUGUGCGAAAUAAGUUGGCGAGUCGUUCUUCACGCAUGCGAGAUUCUGGAUUUAGAUCUCUUGGGUCUGAAGAACUUUAUCAUCAGCAGGAAGAUCCGCAGGCUGCCCAAGAGAAAUGCCGAAUAAUGUAAAACUUGUACUACAAGAUGUCUAUCACAAAAUUAUACAGCUUUUAUAUUCUUAAAAAGAAAAUAACUUAAUUGAA
This is a messenger RNA of Ctenocephalides felis (cat flea), 1485 nucleotides long. Its product is annotated as lamin-C-like. The transcript has 9 exons. Lineage: Eukaryota; Metazoa; Arthropoda; Insecta; Siphonaptera; Pulicidae. The record is from RefSeq and is a predicted model, not a curated record. The annotation marks the transcript as partial.